Oncorhynchus masou masou (cherry salmon) is the source of this 1767-nucleotide messenger RNA. RefSeq lists its product as uncharacterized. NCBI's taxonomy places the organism in Eukaryota, Metazoa, Chordata, Actinopteri, Salmoniformes, Salmonidae. The record is from RefSeq and is a predicted model, not a curated record. The coding region runs from base 1 to 1767 and encodes 588 amino acids. The transcript has 4 exons.
AUGUUAGGACAGACGGACCCCACCAUCACAGGACCCCACCGUCACAGGACCCCACAGGACCACACCAUCACAGGACCCCACCGUCACAGGACCCCACCAUCACAGGACCCCACCAUCACAGGACCCCACCGUCACAGGACCCCACAGGACCACACCAUCACAGGACCCCACCGUCACAGGACCCCACCAUCACAGGACCCCACCAUCACAGGACCCCACCCUCACAGGACCCCACCCUCACAGGACCCCACCGUCACAGGACCCCACCGUCACAGGACCCCACAGGACCAGACCGUCACAGGACCCCACCGACCCCACCCUCACAGGACCCCACCUUCACAGGACCCCACAGUCACAGGACCCCACAGGACCCCACCCUCACAGGACCCCACCGUCACAGGACCCCACCUUCACAGGACCCCACCCUCACAGGACCCCACAGUCACAAGACCCCACCUUCACAGGACCCCACCCUCACAGGACCCCACCUUCACAGGACCCCACCGUCACAGGACCCCAACUUCACAGGACCCCACAGUCACAGGACCCCACCUUCACAGGACCCCACAGUCACAGGACCCCACAGGACCCCACCUUCACAGGACCCCACAGGACCCCACCUUCACAGGACCCCACAGUCACAGGACCCCACAGUCACAGGACCCCACAGGACCCCACAGUCACAGGACCCCACAGUCACAGGACCCCACCCUCACAGGACCCCACAGUCACAGGACCCCACCUUCACAGGACCCCACCCUCACAGGACCCCACAGUCACAAGACCCCACCUUCACAGGACCCCACCCUCACAGGACCCCACCUUCACAGGACCCCACCUUCACAGGACCCCACCGUCACAGGACCCCACCUUCACAGGACCCCACCGUCACAGGACCCCACCUUCACAGGACCCCACAGUCACAGGACCCCACAGGACCCCACCGUCACAGGACCCCACCUUCACAGGACCCCACAGUCACAGGACCCCACAGGACCCCACCGUCACAGGACCCCACCUUCACAGGACCCCACCUUCACAGGACCCCACAGUCACAGGACCCCACAGGACCCCACCGUCACAGGACCCCACCUUCACAGGACCCCACCGUCACAGGACCCCACAGUCACAGGACCCCACCCUCACAGAACCCCACCCCCACAGGACCCCACCCUCACAGGACCCCACAGGACCCCACAGUCACAGGACCCCACAGACCCCACAGUCACAGGACCCCACAGGACCCCACAGUCACAGGACCCCACAGUCACAGGACCCCACCGUCACAGGACCCCACCUUCACAGGACCCCACCCUCACAGGACCCCACAGUCACAGGACCCCACCUUCACAGGACCCCACCCUCACAGGACCCCACCGUCACAGGACCCCACCUUCACAGGACCCCACCGUCACAGGACCCCACCUUCACAGGACCCCACAGUCACAGGACCCCACAGUCACAGGACCCCACAGUCACAGGACCCCACCCUCACAGGACCCCACCGUCACAGGACCCCACCUUCACAGGACCCCACCCUCACAGGACCCCACCUUCACAGGACCCCACCUUCACAGGACCCCACAGGACCCCACCUUCACAGGACCCCACCGUCACAGGACCCCACCUUCACAGGACCCCACAGUCACAGGACCCCACAGGACCCCACCUUCACAGGACCCCACCGUCACAGGACCCCACCUUCACAGGACCCCCCCGCCACAGGACCCCACAGGACCCACCGUCACUCAUUUAGUCAUCAACUAA